GUGCUGUGAUGUGCUGAUCUCCCAGUGUGGCUGCCCCGUGGACAGUCUGACAAAAAUCAGUGCACACCUCUGUUCUAUGCCAUAUCGUUUGGGCAUGGAAACUGCACUUCUCUUCUCUUACAAAAGGGGGCAUCACCAAAUCACCAGGACAUCAAAGGAAGGAGUCCUGCCUACUGUGCUGCAGCGAAGGGCCAGACCUCCAUGGUGCCCUUCCUCAUAGAGCAUGGUGGGUCCCUGGAUGUCCCCACUCAGGACGGGGAAACGGCACUGCUGGAGGCUGUCAAAGGAGGACAUACAGACAUGGUGAAGCAGCUGCUGGCGGCUGACUGUGAUGUGAAUGCUGUGACAAGAUCUGGCAGGUCGGCCCUACACGAGGCUGCAGAGAAAAACAACCUGGAGAUGUGCCGUCUGAUCAUAGAUGCUGGUGGCAAGAGGAACCUGCUGGUCCGGGAUGGACAGGGCAACAGUAUGACAGCAAGAGAGCUUGCUGAGCAUAAUGGACACAGAGAACUGGCCAACUACCUGAGGUCCAGGGGAACAGCAGAGUCUGCAAAAGUCAAGAACCAGGCAGCCAGGACAGUCACCCGUGCUGUCCGGAAGGCUGGGUCCAUCAGGAAAGGACAAAAGGAAGAGGAAAUGAGACAAAGAGAAGAGAAGAAAGAAGGGGAAGAAGAGGAACAGAGACAAAGAGAAGAACAAAUGCAAAAGGAGGAAAAGCAAAAGAUGCAGUUUGUGAGGGAAGAGGCCCUGAAACAACAAGCUAAAGAACUUGUUGAAACUGUGAUACUAGAAGCUUUGUCUGAAGAGGAAAAGAGGCUAGAAGAAGAACAAAAGGAGAGUGAAAAUCAGAGAAGAACUAAUGACAGUUGUGAGAUGGAAGCUGAAAAAGGUAAUGACGAUUAUAAACAAACUACAGAGGCAAAAAAUAUGGAUGUCUCUGAUGAACAGACUGUUAAUCCCAACAAAGACGAAAUACUGAAACCUAUUGAAACAGGUUUAGAAGAUGAAAAGGCAAAGGAUGACACUAACAAUUGUUGUCCUUCUGAUACAGAGGAGCAAAAUGAUGCUAAGGAAGAGACAAUGAAAGCUUCUCACCCUGUUGAUGACAAAACAGGAAAACUUCCUGAAACAGAUGAGCAGACAAUGUACAAUGUUGAAGAUUCCUGUUCCUCCAGUGAAGAGGAAUGCGAUGAGGAGGAGGAUUUUGACCCUGCUCACCAUGGCAAUGACAAUGAAGUGAAUCCUGUUGGAGCAGCCUUAAAAGGUGAGAAAACAACUGAAGAGGCUAAUGAGGACUGUUCAUCUGAUGUGGGAAAACAUUCCAUCAUCAGCUUUGGCAGUCGAUCCUGUUCUCCGUCAUCUUCUCCACAGCAUCACAGCUCUCCCAGCCCAACAAGGUAUACAGAGAAAACAGAGGGAAAGAAGAAAAAGAAAGAUAAAAAGGGAAAGGCAUCAAAAGAGCACUCAGACAGUGACGCACAGACCACAAAAGGCCCAGAAGUAACACCAAAUGUUCAAACAUGGGACAUUUCAUCAGACUUCAGUAAUAGUGUACAAACAGAAGAUAACAAGCAGGAAGAUACAUUGGAGAAAUAUGACUGUAAGGAAGAAGACAAGAGAUCUACUGUAACAGGGGAUGAUGAAACAACAGACGGGGUAGAUAGAGAAAUGGAUGUAGAUAAACACAGAGACAGCCAGGAAGACUGCAGUCUGUCUGCAAAUAAACUUUCAUCCCCUCCAGUUGCUUCUGAUGAGACUAAGGAAGCUGACGAUGCAAAGGUUGGGCAAAAUGAUGUUGAGGUCAAUCAUCCAAUGCAGGCAUCUGAUGAAAUCAACUCUGGGUACCAAGAAAGCAAGACUGCAGAGCAAACCUCCGAGACACCAGAAACUCAGCCAUCCAUGCAGAUCCUCCAGACUAUUUUGCAGGAUGAACAUGAAGACAGCGAGCAGGAUCAAAAAGCCAACAGCAAAGAAAAGAAGAAGGUUCACAUCGUUGCUCCCACAACCUCCGAUAAAGUUGACAAGACUGUGUCAGCACAGAGGGAAACAAAGUGGGUGAGAAAUGUGAAGAUACAAGCCAAUAUGGACGUGAGAACCAUGCGCAAGUCAGCAGGGAUUCAGUGCAACUUUGUCAACACACCUGCAUCUCCAAACUUGAUUAAGGGGAUUCAGGCUAACCCCCUGUUUCAGGACAAUGUGAAUGUGAAAGACAUGAUGGACAACUACUACCUGCAGAACAGACGGAGACGGCUGCGGCCGAGCUCAGCUCCCUUCCCUGUUGCCCUGAACAAAAGUGUUCUGGUGAUGAGUCCAAGAAAGAGCAGGCUACAGGAGUGGAAGAAAGAUCUUGAUCAGAAGAUACCAGAAACAGUUAAAGAAACUGACAACCAACAAAAUGGAGGGAUGCCCUUUUCAGCCCUGCUGCAGGAGGAAGAGAGGAUUUUGAGGGAAGUCAGUGCCAGCACAGGUCCAGAGCAGAUAGAGCACUUGAAAAGGAGACUUGCCUACAUCCAACGUCUGCUACAGUUCAAUGCUGAAGUCACCAGGAUGGCAAAGGAAGAAGAGAGGAAGCUAUGCAGGGAACUGUUAGACCAGGAGAGACAGCAGAAGCAACUGAAGGAGAGAGAAAUGAGGAGGCAGCAGAUGGUGGAGGAGGAAAUGAAGGCCAUGACAGACUUCUUUGAGAACCUGAAAACUCAGAUCAGCCCAGGUAGCGGAAGCCCCAAUGGAGAGGCAUCCUCCCAGACAUCUCCACGGUCUGCAGCCAGCAGGGAGCACUCACCCCCCUCCCACAGUAACUCAUCCCACCACUGCAGGGAGCCCUUUCACACCCGUCAUCAAAUCGAGCAUUCUACCCAGACGGGCCAAGACAACAGAGACAGCUACGAUGAAUUUUACGACGGCAUUGUGCUGCCACCUCAACCCAGCAGGGCCUCGUUUACACACAGGGAGCGAUCAUCACGCCGCAACAAACGCUCUCCGCACCGCAGGCAUCAUUCAUCUCCACGACAACAUCAGCAAUCACCAGAGUACAGGGAUCUCACCCCACCCCACCAUAGGGAGAAAACGUACAGCCGCCACAGAGGACCCUCCCCUCAGCACAAGAGCAGGCAUCGGUCAUCAAGCUCCAGUCCAAAGCCAGGUGAGACACGCCACUGAUCAACUCUAUGAAGC
Molecule: messenger RNA, 3174 nt
Organism: Branchiostoma floridae (Florida lancelet)
Lineage: Eukaryota; Metazoa; Chordata; Leptocardii; Amphioxiformes; Branchiostomatidae
Product: trichohyalin-like
Exons: 8
Coding region: 202-3159 (985 amino acids)
Molecular function (GO): protein binding
Source: RefSeq, a predicted model, not a curated record